AUGGUCGAGUCGCCGUCGAAGCCACAACACGAGGAGCCAAAGGCUGAGCAGCACGCCCAACCGUAUGUGGCAUACUCGCCGAUGGACAACACGGACACCGACUCCGAGAGUGAGGAGGAGAUAGAGCUCGAGGCUCCGCAGACGCAGAAGCUCCAGAAUUUUCACAACUUCCAGGUGCACGAUGACCAUAGUUCAUCUCAGACGGACUUUCAUCCGCUCAUGGCGACGCACAUACCUCUCACGGCGUCCGUGGACGAGCACCGAACGUUGGGUUCCAAGUCGCUGACACUUCAGACAGAUCUGCAGUUACAAGAUGCUACAAGUCGCGGAACAUGUCAGAACUCAACAGGCAAAGCUGGCCAUGUUCGGCGGCUCAAAUACGACUUCGUAGGAUUAUGA
This is a messenger RNA of Symbiodinium necroappetens, 399 nucleotides long. The record is from the annotation of a GenBank genome assembly. NCBI's taxonomy places the organism in Eukaryota, Dinophyceae, Suessiales, Symbiodiniaceae.